UCCGUAGAGGACGCACCGGAUAGAGCAGAUGGAUAGAGAGAGAAACAACUGAGAGGACCACAGAGGCUUUAAAGUUUUUUUUUUGUCAUUCUCAUUUUUAUCGCAUUCAAAACCCAAAUAUCAGAGAACCGAGCUACACGUGAGCGGUCUAACAGCUCCUCGGUUUGUCACGGAGCAAAGAAGGUGUUCUAUAUCAUCAGGUCUGUGGAUUACGCACGGCGGAGCUCACGGGACAGACAAAAGUUUUGAAAACUAUCUUUUUGUCGCACAGGACUGCGCAACAAAGUAUGUUUUGCCACACAUGUCUGAGCACGCACAAGCUUCAAUGUAACUAAAAUUAUCACCUAAGCCUCCAUGGAGUGAUUUGACACUUUUUUUUUUUACUACUAGCGCAAAAAAAAAAAUUUCGCUCAUGCUGAUAUAGACUGACUUUAUUUAGGCUAUGGAUUAGAAUAAAGUGGGACUUUAAUCAAACAUCAGAAGAGAGAAAUACAAAUAACGAUAUAUGCUUUGGGGGAUGGCAACAGCCACCUCAAGUCCAUACCUAGCCAGCAGCAGGAUUUUAUCCGGGCCGGUCCUUCACUCUGAUCGGAGGGGUGGUGGCAUGCAGCCGGGCAGCACCGCUGUGACCACGGUUUCUAGUGGAUACAGAGGGGACCCUUCAGUUAAGAUGGUGCAGAGUGACUUCAUGCAGGGAGCCAUGGUGGCAAGCAACGGGGGGCACAUGCUAAGCCAUGCUCACCAGUGGAUGACAUCGUUGCCUCACGCAGCAGCCGCAGCAGCCGCAGCCGCGGUGGCAGCAGUCGAGGCCGGUUCUCCGUGGCCCCCCAGCUCCCAGCCGCAAGAGGUGAAGAGAAACGGCGGCAGGGAGGACCUCCACUCAGGCUCCGCUCUGCACCACAGGUCCCCACAUCUGGGACCCCAUCAAUCGCACCCGGGGAGUUGGGGAGGCACCUCCGCAGCGCACAUCAGCAUCACAGAGGGGCAGCAACAGCAGCAGCAGCAGUCCCUCAUUUACUCCCAACCAGGCGGGUUUACAGUCAACGGGAUGCUCAGCUCACACGCCGGACAGAGCCUCAUGCACCCAGGGCUCGUGCGCGGGGAGUCCCCAGAGCUGGACCACGGCAGCCAGCAUCAUCACCAUCACCACCACAAUCACCACACGCACCUUCACCAGCAUCACGGUGUGAACCAUGAGCCACACUCAGACGAGGACACCCCGACGUCCGAUGACUUGGAGCAUUUCGCCAAACAGUUCAAACAGCGGCGGAUCAAGCUGGGUUUCACACAGGCAGACGUGGGCUUAGCUUUGGGCACCCUGUACGGCAACGUGUUCUCACAGACCACCAUCUGCAGGUUCGAAGCGCUUCAGCUGAGCUUUAAGAACAUGUGCAAGCUGAAACCUCUGCUCAACAAAUGGCUGGAGGAGGCCGACUCCACGACCGGGAGCCCGACCAGCAUCGAUAAGAUCGCCACCCAGGGCAGGAAGAGGAAAAAGCGCACAUCCAUCGAGGUGAGCGUAAAAGGCGCGUUGGAGAGCCACUUCCUCAAGUGUCCCAAACCCUCCGCGCAGGAGAUCAACUCUCUGGCGGACACUCUGCAGCUGGAGAAGGAGGUGGUCAGGGUCUGGUUCUGCAACCGCAGGCAGAAAGAGAAGCGCAUGACGCCACCUGGACUCCCACGUACCCCGGAGGACACAUACUCACAGGUGGGAAGCAUGGGUCCUGAUACACCGUCACCCUCCAUAGACUGCAAGAGGAUGUACAGCGACACGUGAAAAUAACUGAAACGAAAUGACGGAAGAGAAAUCUGACCAACGUGAGGUGUUUGAAUAGAUUUUUAGAGAGACGUUUCCCCGAAUGACUAGAAUAUUUGGUUAACUUUUCUUACAGUACAUAUGUCCGUUGAUCCACAAUAAUGUUAUCCAGUGUGUGUGCAUUUCAGAGCAGGACAGAUGUCUACUUUUAUGCAUUGUCGAGUAUUUUUCUGCACUAUAUGAAUCAGCCUUUGGGACAGAAAAUUAAAAUCUUAGCUGAAAUUUGAAUAGAAAACAAUUUUUAAGUCUUCUAAAGGCAAUUUUCACUGAAAGAUCACAGCUUACAGAGAAAAAGCAAACGCUUUAAAGCCAAGAAGUUCAAACAGGCAAAGCUAUUUACAUCUCUCUGUGCUGUUAAUAAUAUAAGUUCCCUUGUAAUGCUGCAGAUUUUAAUGUCCCUCAGGCUUAGACCGGGCUGUAACCUACUUUUUUUUCUUUCUUUUUUUUUAAAUGGAAGUCAUUGAUUUAAUGGGCUUUAUUCAGCAUUAAGUUGUUUUUUAAUAAGCAAUAAUUUAUCUUCCUUUAAAGGUGUUUCUCACAUUUGUGUUGUGUGUCAGUGGAUUUAUGUUGUGACACAGUUUAAGAUGCUCAAAGAGCAGAAAUGAUUCCAGUAUUGUGUUUUCCUUCAUAGGAAACAUCCUCUUCUUUUUUUGAAAUUAGCAAAAACAUUCCCUUGAGUUAAUGUACAAGUAAGUCUGCUGUGUAUUCUCGUGUGAUGAUUUGGACUAUUUAUUUUUUCCACUGUGUUUAUUUUCAUGGAAUAGACUAAUUAUUUAAUAAAUCUGACAU
This is a messenger RNA of Seriola dumerili (greater amberjack), 2605 nucleotides long. It is a transcript of the gene pou3f3a, whose product is annotated as POU class 3 homeobox 3. The coding region runs from base 506 to 1777 and encodes 423 amino acids. Gene Ontology annotation, molecular function: RNA polymerase II cis-regulatory region sequence-specific DNA binding; DNA-binding transcription factor activity, RNA polymerase II-specific. Gene Ontology annotation, biological process: regulation of transcription by RNA polymerase II; brain development. NCBI's taxonomy places the organism in Eukaryota, Metazoa, Chordata, Actinopteri, Carangiformes, Carangidae. The record is from RefSeq and is a predicted model, not a curated record. Gene Ontology annotation, cellular component: nucleus. The transcript has a single exon.